GGAAACAGCGGCCAACUAACCAACAUGGUGGCUGACAAGGACGGAGAGAGAAGAAAACAUAGAAACAGAAGUAUUAAUUAAAGGACUAUUCAAUGGAAUGUUUGUGUUCCGGUCUGAUAUUUCAAAUAAGAAGAAAAUUAGUUAAUUUCGUUAUUUGUCAGCAUUUACGGCGGGAGUGUAGCGUUCGUAUAGCGCGUCCUCUAUAGCAAAAGUACACGGAGAAACUCCGUGAAGACAUCGGCUGCAGCGCCACCAUGAACCUGAGAUCGUUGAAGUCUACACUCCAUCUCUCUGUGUCCACUCUCAGACUUUCUGCAGCCAGAGGUUCAGCUGUACGUUUGGCUACAGCGACCCCUGCUGGUCUGUCUCUGACCUCAGGACCAGCAGCAGCCUGUCCUCGAUGCUACUGCAGCCACGUCAAGGUGCGCUCCUUCUUCAGCUACAUGAAACGAAAGGUCAUAGCUCCGCCCACUCCACCAUACAGCCACGUGUGCCAUGUUGGAAACCCGGUGCUGCGCUCCUGCGCCGCCGCUGUGGACCCCGCAGAGGUGACGGGGCCUGAGGUCCAGGCGGUCAUCAGCACCAUGGUGAAGGUGAUGCGUAAACUGGAGUGUGUGGGACUGAGUGCUCCCCAGGUGGGGGUGCCGCUCCGGAUCAUCAUGCUGGAAUAUCCUUACAGCAUGUUGGAGGAGAGCUCGGUGGCGUCAAUCAAAGCCCGCGGUCUGUCGGUCCAACCUCUGAGGAUCUUCAUCAACCCGGAGCUCAGGGUUCUGGACGCACGGACCGCGAGUUUUCAGGAAGGCUGUGAGAGCAUUGUCGGGUUCUCCGCUGUGGUUCCUCGGUUCCUGUCUGUGGAAGUGUCUGGUCUGAAUGAAAAAGGCGAAGCGGUGACGUGGAAGGCAAGCGGCUGGCCUGCCCGUAUCCUGCAGCAUGAGAUCGACCACCUGAACGGCGUCCUCUACAUCGAUCACAUGGACACCAAGACCUUCAUCAACAUCCACUGGCCGCAGCAGCUGGAAUGACUGUUCUGUCCCACAAGGACCAGAACCACAAACAGUACUCUGGACUAUGGAAAUGUGGCGGAGGAGCGGCACACAGCCCCCUGAUUGGUGGAGGAAUUUUGUUUUAUGUUUUAUGAAAAAAAUGAAACCUGAAUGAAUCCUGAGCUUUGUUGUUUCUGACCAAUCACUGAACAGCCUGCAGUCAUGUGACCAAGGUUAUGUAACUACACUGACAAGGACCAGGAUCGGGGACAUGUCCUGGACAUGAGUCAACACGACUUUUCAUGUUCACUCACGACAAAGGCAAAAAACUCCCAACACUGACCACAGGGGGCAGCCCCUGUGUCUGUUGAUUAAAUCAUACAAUUUUUCCAU
This is a messenger RNA of Cynoglossus semilaevis (tongue sole), 1376 nucleotides long. RefSeq names its product peptide deformylase, mitochondrial (gene pdf). Gene Ontology annotation, biological process: peptidyl-methionine modification; N-terminal protein amino acid modification. The record is from RefSeq and is a predicted model, not a curated record. The transcript has 3 exons. Gene Ontology annotation, cellular component: mitochondrion. The coding region runs from base 255 to 1022 and encodes 255 amino acids. NCBI's taxonomy places the organism in Eukaryota, Metazoa, Chordata, Actinopteri, Pleuronectiformes, Cynoglossidae. Gene Ontology annotation, molecular function: peptide deformylase activity.